CUUUGUAAGUUAUAAAAACUAGUAUUGAGCUUGUGAUUCCAAGUUUGUGUUUGUGCAGCCCUGGUCAGCUAGAGUUUCAUCAUUUGACUGUUGUUUAGAUGUUUAUUGUCGCACAAGAAAUGUAUUUAAUUAUAUAAUCGCGAUAUAGAGAGACAGCUGGGCAGCACGGUAAUGGCAUCAAUUGAUACAAGCAAGCGUAAACCCAGACGCACACACGGCACACCGUCAUUUACAUAUCGUAAUCGUUUUGCCUACGCUCUACUUGCCGCCGGUUCGGUGCUUUUCGGGAUUUGGAGCCUGACGCCCAUGCAACGCAUUGCCAACGAGCGGUUGUGCAAGGACCUGCUGACAGUCACCGAGCAGGAAAAAGAUCGCCACGCAUUGUUCGACUUCUCUGCGCCGCGGCCCGCAAAGUUCAUCCGAGAAGCCAUUGAGGAGGGCGAGAAAUUGCGCACGGAACGCUAAAAAGCUACAACAACAAAAAUGGACAGACAAACACGCCGUGCAAACUUUAAGAAACUACAAGAACCCGCGAACACAAAGCUGCGGUAGGAGCUUCACUUAGUUGUGUUUUAGUUAUUAACUAAUAAAAUGUUCG
Messenger RNA from Drosophila novamexicana, 598 nucleotides. RefSeq lists its product as uncharacterized. NCBI's taxonomy places the organism in Eukaryota, Metazoa, Arthropoda, Insecta, Diptera, Drosophilidae. The record is from RefSeq and is a predicted model, not a curated record. Bases 172 to 465 code for a protein of 97 amino acids. The transcript is spliced from 2 exons.